Messenger RNA from Scomber scombrus (Atlantic mackerel), 3738 nucleotides. RefSeq names its product calcium binding protein 39-like (gene cab39l). Gene Ontology annotation, biological process: intracellular signal transduction. Lineage: Eukaryota; Metazoa; Chordata; Actinopteri; Scombriformes; Scombridae. Gene Ontology annotation, molecular function: protein serine/threonine kinase activator activity. The transcript has 9 exons. Bases 244 to 1248 code for a protein of 334 amino acids. The record is from RefSeq and is a predicted model, not a curated record.
CUUCACGUAAAGGCUGUAAACCGACCAGAUGGGAUUCUGCACUGCCUUCUUAACCGACUCCACACAUUUUUAAAUUGUAUCGCACUCAUUUUUAGCUGACUUUCCUGCCAACUAACAACCCUGGCGUGACCACCAGACCUCACCAGGGAGGCUCAGCUGUGCUGUGAACCGGGAAGGACGUUUAAACAUCCCCGAGCAGAGCAAACAUCUUCCCGCUGACCCAAGGCGAGUGUGUCAGCCAACAUGCCUCUGUUCGGUAAAUCCCACAAGAGCCCGGCGGACAUCGUCAGGACCCUAAAGGAAAACCUUGCCAUCCUGGUUAAGCAGGAUAAGAAGACAGAAAAGGCGUCUGAGGAGGCGUCGAAGUGCUUGGUGUCCAUGAAGGAGAUUCUGUACGGGAGCAACGAUAAGGAGCCUCACACUGAGACUGUGGCCCAGCUGGCGCAGGAGCUGUACAACAGCGGCCUGCUGAUAUCGCUGGUAGAGAACCUGCAGGUCAUAGACUUUGAGGGGAAGAAAGAUGUGUGUCAGAUCUUUAACAACAUCCUGAGGAGGCAGAUCGGGACGAGGAGCCCCACUGUCGAAUACUUCUGCUCCCACCAAGAGGUCCUCUUUAUACUGCUGAAAGGGUACGAGACACCACAGGUAGCAUUGAACUGUGGGAUCAUGCUGAGGGAGUGUAUCCGCCACGAACCGCUCGCCAAGAUAAUUCUUCACUCGGAUCAUUUCAACAGUUUCUUCAACUACGUGGAGAUGUCGACCUUCGACAUCGCCUCCGACGCCUUCGCCACCUUCAAGGAUCUUCUGACAAGACACAAAGUGCUUGUGGCUGAAUACCUUGAACAGAACUACGAUGCCGUGUUUGCAGACUAUGAGAAGCUGCUGCACUCUGAGAACUACGUCACCAAGAGGCAGUCUCUAAAGCUUUUGGGCGAGCUGUUAUUGGACAGACAUAACUUCACGGUGAUGACACGCUACAUCAGCAAGCCGGAGAAUCUCAAGCUGAUGAUGAAUCUGCUAAGAGACAAGAGUCCCAACAUCCAGUUUGAGGCCUUCCACGUCUUCAAGGUAUUUGUAGCGAAUCCCAACAAGACACAGCCCAUCAUCGACAUCCUGCUCAAGAACCAGACCAAACUAAUCGACUUCCUGAGCAACUUCCAGAAGGAUCGCACAGAUGAUGAGCAGUUCAACGACGAGAAGACCUAUCUAAUCAAACAGAUCAGGGAUCUUAAGAAACCAGCCUCUUAGAGAGGCAUCCCUCCCUGCCCUCUACUCCGACUUUUUAUCAAUAGGAAAACAUAGAAAAAAAACACAUUAACAAUAAUGGUUAUACUAUUUAAAAAAAAAUCUUCAAGACGUUAUUUGUCUUUUUUUUUUUUUCUUUUCCUCUUUGUUGGUUCAUUAAAAACGUGUACAAGAAUAGUUCUCAAUCACUGAUCUUUCUUUUGUAAUUUUUUUUUCAUGAAAUCUUUUGUUUUUUUUCAUCUGUAGCAUGUAGUGCCACAACUCAGUGUUGGAGGCAGCUGAUUUGCUCUGUUGGGAGAACCAGCGGUUAAAAAGCUUCCGCCGAAAUGGUUGAACAGACACGACCAUUGUUGUUAUUUCAUAUAUAUCCCAGUCACUGUUUGCGGGUGCGCUCUGAGUCGACGCACCCAAGAUUUUUUUUUAUUUUUUAUUUUUUUAAUGUAUCAGUAUCAAGCAAAAAUGAUAUUUUAGAACAUUGUAAAUGUGAAACAUAUUCUCAGUCAUUGCUAAAAGCUCUGCUAGUUAAAUGGCAAUAAUAAUGCUCAGUUGCCUUGUGGUGGCCAAAUGUCUUUCUUGUGGUACUAGCGAAGCAAACGAUUGCGUAGGUUGUCUCUAUCUGAAACUAAAAAGCAUCUUCAGAAUGAAAGACGACACAUUCAAAAGCUUUUCAUGCAGGUGUUUCAGGAAUUAGUUGCAGUUUUGUAGCAGUGACGAUUCAACAAAGGGAAGGCUAAUGCAGCUCUCUAAAGUUGGAAACACAGUAAAUGACUUAUUAAGGCUUUAGAAUUUUGCCGUGACAACACUGCUCUGCAAAGCUUUUAGCAUAUCAUAGAAGCAGAUCUUAUGUUAAAGUAUGCAGGCACUAAUCUGAACCUGUAAAGUUAAUUGAUAAAUGUACAAAGCCAAAAAAGAUCUUUCAUUCAAUCAUGAUUUUAAAAAAAUGUGUCUCCAGCUUUAAAAGCCUCCAUUUGUGCUUUUCUAAUCAACUCAAUAAGCUUUAGUAGGACUGAGAAUACAGCUGUUUCGAGAGAAUUGGUUUCAGUCACUGUUAAUCAGAAACUGACGACAAAAAAAAAAAAAGCGUAAUUGUAGGAAUCUUGUAUUUGAAAAAAUGAAGGGCCUUUUUAACUGAAUCACUGGUUCUCUUUGCUGGUGGCUGAUAGCACUUUCUGUAUGAUAAAAUAAAAAUAUAAUAUGAUGAUUCAAAUGUUUUUGUUAAUCUUAAGCUGAUCACUGUUUUCAUACGGCUUGAUGGUGAUUUUUUCUUUUAUAUAGUUUCAUUGGUUGUCAUGUACAGUUUCUAGUUUGUACACCUUAAGUGAGUGCCAUGGUGAGUGAGAACAUUGAACAUUAACAGGAGGCACUUUGCUGUGUGGAGGAGAGAGGAGAGCGGCUGUGAAGAUGGCUGUUUGUGUUUUUGUUUCACUCCUUUUUCUUUUUUUUUUCUUUCUGUACUGUAACUUCUGUGUUUUGCUCUGAUUUGGAUCUGAUGAUAGAAUGGAGAGAAGAUUCAGAGGUGCCUUUUUUUUGGUUUGGUGUGUUUUUUUCCCUUUAUCUUUUUGUAUUUUUCAGUAUCUUUCUAGGGGGAGCUUAAUUAUUAUGUUGAUGAAAAAUAUGCUCUGGAUAGAACAUAUUUGUUGUGAUUAAGCAGUGAACCUCUUAACUCACUAUAUUUGAGUUAUGCUGUCAACAUUUUAAAUUUUUUUGCAGCUGAUUGGUUGCCAUAGCGUACGGACCAGGGUUACAGUUUCACUAAGAGUUUGUCGCUAAAGUAGCGCUGAUUCAAUAUGUGAAUUACAAACUGUUGGCUACAAACUUUUCUGGAAACUUGUGACAGAGCGAGGCCAAAGUUGACCUGUAACAGGAUUUGAUGGUGAGAUGUAACUGUGAAAAAUCUACAUGUAGUUAAAGGACCAUAAAAUGUGCAAAAUCAGUGAGGAUAAAACACGACUUUUAAAGUGGUGUUGCUUUUAUAAGUUGAUUUAGAAAAAGACGCUGGCACUGAAGUCAGUAAAAUUCAGAAUUUAUUUCCCAAUCAGUAUUUGAUGUGGAUCAAUUAGGUUAAGUUUUUUUUGUUUAAUCAUUACAAAUGGAAAAAGUAUUUUUAAUUAGGAUUUGAACCUUUAAUUCUUAAUGGUCAAACAGAAAUAAAGGCUGUGGUGGAGAACAGUAGGCAAACUUCUUUUUCUUUUCAUAUGGCGUAGACUAAAAAAUGAAAACAUAAAAAACAAUACCAGCUGUUUUGGAUGUUAUAAACUAUGACAGUGCUACACAUAAUCAGAACACGGCUUACAAACAGAAUAUAAAACGCAAACAUAGAUCAGCCAGCUUUUGCAUCAGAUUUGUCACCUGUUUUUUUUUUCUUUUUUUCAACUCAAAACAAAAUGAGCAGCUUUGGUCCCCAGCAAAACUUGCGUUAUCUUCCCGGUGUCUACUUUUCCACAUUGAUGCUAUUGUACCACAUUCAAAACAAAUAAAAGGAUGGGAAUGCAA